Molecule: messenger RNA, 5944 nt
Organism: Drosophila obscura
Lineage: Eukaryota; Metazoa; Arthropoda; Insecta; Diptera; Drosophilidae
Gene: RpII215
Product: DNA-directed RNA polymerase II subunit RPB1
Exons: 5
Coding region: 218-5887 (1889 amino acids)
Biological process (GO): transcription by RNA polymerase II
Cellular component (GO): RNA polymerase II, core complex
Molecular function (GO): DNA binding
Source: RefSeq, a predicted model, not a curated record
GAUGGUUUGACAUCUCUAGUGAACGGCCAACGCGUGAAAAGCGACGAAAAUUGACGCACCGUAAAACUGCGUCUAUCUUUGUAUCUACCGUGUGCAAACUCGACUUCGGCCCUUCUAUUGGCAGUGGGUGAAAAAGAAAAAGUUUGACGGACGACGCGCAGCAGCCCACUGAACUCUCGCAGGCCAGCCUGGCCCAAUCUAUUGCUGAGUGGUCACAAUGAGCACCACUACUGACUCCAAGGCGCCCCUGCGCCAGGUGAAGCGUGUACAGUUUGGAAUUUUAUCACCUGAUGAAAUUCGCCGUAUGUCAGUUACUGAAGGUGGCGUCCAGUUCGCCGAGACGAUGGAGGGCGGCCGUCCAAAGCUAGGCGGCCUCAUGGAUCCCCGACAAGGUGUCAUUGACAGGACAUCGAGAUGCCAGACCUGUGCCGGCAACAUGACCGAGUGUCCGGGCCACUUUGGACACAUCGAUUUGGCCAAGCCGGUAUUCCACAUUGGCUUCAUCACGAAAACCAUCAAGAUCCUGCGCUGCGUUUGCUUCUACUGCUCGAAGAUGCUGGUCUCGCCGCAUAAUCCGAAAAUCAAGGAGAUUGUUGUGAAAUCGAAGGGUCAGCCACGCAAGCGUCUGGCCUAUGUCUAUGACCUGUGCAAGGGCAAGACUAUCUGCGAGGGCGGCGAGGACAUGGACUUGACCAAGGACAACCAACAGCCGGAUCCAAACAAGAAGCCAGGCCACGGCGGUUGUGGCCACUACCAGCCGUCGAUCCGGAGAACGGGCCUGGACUUGUCCGCCGAGUGGAAGCAUCCGAACGAGGAUUCGCAGGAAAAGAAGAUUGUCGUCUCGGCGGAGCGCGUGUGGGAGAUAUUGAAACACAUAACCGACGAAGAGUGCUUCAUUCUGGGCAUGGACCCGAAAUACGCACGCCCCGACUGGAUGAUUGUCACCGUACUACCCGUUCCGCCACUGGCCGUGCGUCCGGCUGUGGUGAUGUUCGGGGCGGCAAAGAAUCAGGACGAUUUGACCCACAAGCUGUCGGACAUCAUCAAGGCCAACAAUGAGCUGCGCAAGAACGAGGCCAGCGGAGCGGCGGCACACGUUAUACAGGAGAACAUCAAGAUGCUGCAGUUCCAUGUGGCCACGCUGGUGGACAACGAUAUGCCCGGCAUGCCCAGGGCCAUGCAGAAGUCGGGCAAGCCCCUGAAGGCGAUCAAGGCGCGGUUGAAGGGUAAGGAGGGUCGCAUCCGUGGCAACUUGAUGGGCAAACGUGUGGACUUCUCAGCCCGUACCGUCAUCACACCGGAUCCCAAUUUGCGCAUCGAUCAGGUCGGCGUGCCUCGUUCGAUAGCCCAAAAUUUGACCUUCCCCGAGCUGGUCACCCCAUUCAAUAUCGAUCGCAUGCAGGAGCUGGUGCGUCGCGGCAACUCGCAAUAUCCGGGCGCCAAAUACAUUGUCCGCGACAAUGGGGAGCGCAUCGAUUUGCGUUUCCAUCCCAAGUCGUCGGACCUCCAUCUGCAGUGCGGCUACAAGGUGGAGAGGCAUCUGCGCGACGACGAUCUAGUGAUCUUCAAUCGCCAGCCCACCCUCCACAAGAUGAGUAUGAUGGGGCAUCGUGUGAAGGUGCUGCCCUGGUCCACGUUCCGCAUGAACCUUUCCUGCACAUCGCCCUACAAUGCCGAUUUCGAUGGCGACGAGAUGAACCUCCAUGUGCCGCAGUCAAUGGAGACGCGCGCCGAGGUGGAGAACAUUCACAUCACACCGCGACAGAUUAUCACGCCGCAGGCGAAUAAGCCCGUCAUGGGUAUUGUGCAGGACACCCUCACCGCCGUGCGGAAGAUGACCAAGCGCGAUGUGUUCAUCACGCGCGAGCAGGUGAUGAAUCUGCUCAUGUUUCUGCCCACAUGGGAUGGCAAAAUGCCGCAGCCGUGCAUCCUUAAGCCGCGUCCGCUGUGGACGGGCAAGCAGAUAUUCUCUUUGAUCAUACCCGGCAACGUCAACAUGAUCCGCACCCAUUCGACGCAUCCCGAUGAGGAGGACGAUGGCCCCUACAAGUGGAUCUCGCCCGGCGACACCAAGGUAAUGGUGGAACACGGCGACCUCAUAAUGGGCAUACUCUGCAAGAAGACGCUGGGCACAUCGGCGGGCUCUCUGCUGCAUAUCUGUUUCCUGGAGCUGGGCCACGAGAUAGCCGGACGCUUCUACGGCAACAUUCAGACGGUGAUCAACAACUGGCUGCUGCUCGAGGGCCACAGCAUCGGCAUUGGCGACACCAUUGCCGAUCCGCAGACCUACAACGAAAUUCAGAUGGCCAUCAAGAAGGCCAAGGACGAUGUCAUUAAUGUUAUCCAAAAGGCCCACAACAUGGAGCUGGAACCGACGCCCGGCAACACGCUGCGCCAAACAUUCGAGAACAAGGUGAAUCGCAUCCUGAACGAUGCCCGUGACAAGACUGGUGGCUCCGCCAAGAAGUCCCUGACCGAAUACAACAAUCUAAAGGCCAUGGUGGUGUCCGGUUCCAAGGGAUCCAAUAUUAACAUCUCUCAGGUUAUUGCUUGCGUGGGACAACAGAACGUGGAGGGUAAGCGUAUCCCGUACGGAUUCCGUAAGCGCACCCUGCCGCAUUUCAUCAAGGACGAUUAUGGUCCCGAGUCGCGCGGCUUUGUGGAGAAUUCGUAUCUGGCCGGUCUGACGCCCUCAGAGUUCUACUUCCAUGCUAUGGGCGGUCGUGAGGGUCUCAUUGAUACGGCGGUGAAAACAGCCGAAACCGGCUACAUCCAGCGACGUCUUAUCAAGGCUAUGGAGUCGGUGAUGGUCAACUACGAUGGCACUGUGCGAAAUUCGGUGGGCCAGCUGAUCCAGCUGCGAUACGGUGAGGAUGGCCUCUGCGGCGAGUUGGUCGAGUUCCAGAACAUGCCCACGGUGAAGCUCUCGAACAAGGCGUUCGAGAAGCGCUUCAAGUUCGACUGGUCGAACGAGCGAUACAUGCGCAAGGUCUUCACCGAUGAGGUGAUCAAGGAGAUGACCGACAGCAGCGAGGCCAUACAGGAUCUCGAAUCGGAGUGGGACCACCUGAUGCAGGAUCGCGACCAUUUGCGACAGAUCUUCCCCAACGGCGAUUCGAAGGUGGUGCUGCCGUGCAAUCUGCAGCGCAUGAUCUGGAAUGUACAGAAGAUAUUCCACAUUAACAAGCGACUGCCCACAGACCUGUCGCCCAUGCGGGUGAUCAAGGGCGUAAAGACCCUGCUGGAGCGGUGCGUGAUCGUGACGGGAGCCGAUCGGAUAUCGAAGCAGGCCAACGAGAAUGCCACAUUGCUGUUCCAGUGCCUCAUCCGGUCCACGCUGUGCACCAAAUACGUGUCCGAGGAGUUUCGCCUGUCCACGGAGGCCUUUGAGUGGCUGAUCGGUGAGAUCGAGACGCGCUUCCAGCAGGCCCAAGCGAAUCCUGGCGAGAUGGUUGGCGCUUUGGCCGCUCAGAGUUUGGGCGAACCGGCCACACAGAUGACCCUCAACACGUUCCAUUUCGCUGGUGUGUCCUCGAAGAACGUGACACUCGGCGUGCCCCGUCUCAAGGAGAUUAUCAACAUCUCAAAGAAACCGAAGGCCCCGUCUCUGACGGUAUUCCUGACGGGUGGUGCUGCCCGUGAUGCCGAGAAGGCCAAGAAUGUGCUGUGCCGCCUUGAGCACACCACGCUGCGUAAGGUGACGGCCAAUACGGCUAUCUAUUACGAUCCGGAUCCACAGCGUACGGUGAUAUCGGAGGAUCAGGAGUUUGUGAAUGUCUACUACGAGAUGCCCGACUUUGAUCCGACCCGAAUCUCGCCCUGGCUGCUGCGUAUCGAGCUCGAUCGCAAACGGAUGACGGACAAGAAGCUGACCAUGGAGCAGAUCGCCGAGAAGAUCAAUGUGGGCUUUGGCGAGGAUCUCAACUGCAUAUUUAACGAUGACAAUGCGGACAAGCUGGUGCUGCGCAUCCGGAUCAUGAACAACGAGGAGAACAAGUUCCAGGACGAGGACGAGGCCGUCGACAAGAUGGAGGAUGACAUGUUCCUGCGCUGCAUCGAGGCCAAUAUGCUGUCGGAUAUGACGCUGCAGGGCAUCGAGGCCAUUGGCAAGGUCUACAUGCAUCUGCCGCAAACGGACAGCAAGAAGCGGAUCGUCAUCACCGAAACGGGCGAGUUCAAGGCCAUCGGCGAGUGGCUGCUCGAGACAGACGGCACGUCCAUGAUGAAGGUCCUCUCCGAGCGGGACGUCGACCCCAUUCGCACUUCGUCCAAUGACAUUUGCGAGAUCUUCCAGGUGCUGGGCAUCGAGGCGGUGCGAAAGUCCGUUGAGAAGGAGAUGAACGCGGUGCUGCAGUUCUACGGCCUGUACGUGAACUACCGCCAUUUGGCUCUGUUGUGCGAUGUGAUGACCGCCAAGGGCCAUCUGAUGGCCAUCACCCGUCACGGCAUCAACAGACAGGACACCGGCGCCCUUAUGCGCUGCUCCUUCGAGGAGACGGUCGACGUGCUCAUGGAUGCGGCUGCCCACGCGGAAACGGAUCCCAUGCGAGGCGUAUCCGAAAACAUAAUCAUGGGACAGCUGCCCAAGAUGGGCACCGGCUGCUUCGAUCUGUUGUUGGACGCCGAGAAGUGUCGCUUCGGCAUUGAGAUACCCAACACCCUGGGCAGCAGCAUGCUGGGCGGCACGGCCAUGUUUAUUGGCGGUGGCUCCACGCCGAGUAUGACGCCUCCGAUGACGCCGUGGGUGAACUGCAAUACGCCACGCUACUUCUCGCCCCCGGGGCAUGUGAGCGCCAUGACACCAGGAGGACCUAGUUUUUCGCCAUCGGCCGCCUCGGAUGCGUCUGGCAUGUCCCCAAACUGGUCGCCUGCACAUCCGGGCUCCUCGCCCAGCUCUCCAGCACCCUCGAUGUCCCCGUACUACCCGGCCUCGCCCAGCGUAUCGCCAUCGUACUCGCCGACGAGUCCCAACUACACGGCCUCGUCGCCCGGCGGGGCAUCGCCCAACUACUCGCCUUCCAGUCCCAACUAUUCGCCGACAUCGCCGCUAUAUGCAGCGCCCAGUCCGCGGUAUGCCUCCACCACACCCAACUUUAAUCCGCAGUCGACGGGCUACUCGCCAUCGGCAUCUGGUUACUCACCAACAUCUCCGGUGUACUCGCCCACAUCCAACUUCCCCUCGAGUCCGUCGUUUGCGGGCAGCGGCAGCAACAUGUACUCUCCGGGCAAUGCCUACUCGCCCAGUUCGACCAACUAUUCGCCGAACUCCCCCUCAUACUCCCCGACAUCGCCCUCGUACUCCCCAUCGAGUCCCUCGUACUCGCCCACGUCUCCUUGCUAUUCGCCAACAUCGCCUUCGUAUUCGCCCACAUCGCCCAACUAUACGCCGGCGACACCCUCGUAUUCGCCCACAUCACCAAACUACUCGGCCUCACCCCACUACUCGCCGGCAUCGCCUGCCUACUCCCAGACAGGGGCCAAGUAUUCACCGACGUCUCCGACCUAUUCGCCGCCAUCGCCCUCGUACGAUGGCUCUCCAGGAUCGCCCCAAUACACGCCCGGUUCGCCGCAAUAUUCACCGGCCUCCCCCAAGUACUCGCCCACAUCGCCCCUGUACUCGCCCAGUUCGCCGCAGCACUCGCCGUCGAACCAGUACAGUCCCACUGGAUCCACUUAUUCGGCCACCAGUCCACGGUACUCGCCCAAUAUGUCCAUCUACUCGCCGAGCAGCACCAAAUACUCGCCGACAUCGCCGACGUACACGCCCACGGCACGCAACUAUUCACCCACUUCUCCCAUGUACUCGCCGACGGCACCAUCGCACUAUAGUCCCACCAGUCCAGCGUACUCGCCCAGCAGUCCCACGUUCGAGGAGAGCGACGACUGAGCCACGGGGAACCCUGGAGGAGGAGGACGAGGAGGAUCAGGAGUAGGAGUAGGAGUG